Messenger RNA from Colletotrichum chrysophilum, 681 nucleotides. RefSeq lists its product as uncharacterized. NCBI's taxonomy places the organism in Eukaryota, Fungi, Ascomycota, Sordariomycetes, Glomerellales, Glomerellaceae. Bases 1 to 681 code for a protein of 226 amino acids. The record is from RefSeq and is a predicted model, not a curated record. The transcript has 5 exons.
AUGCGUACCUCCACUGCCGCCGCUCUUCUCGCCGCUGCCGGCGCCAAUGUCGUGAGCGCUCAGGACAAGGUCGGCUUCGGCCCGGCCUUCUCUCUUGGCCCGACCCAGAGCUGGAUUCGGGAGGCCAACACCACUCUCGUUCUCCCUCCCGUUCCUAGCCCACAGAAGGACCGUCUUGCCCUGUGGCCCGGUAUGGGUACCAGCGGUGGCGAUCUGAUCCAGGCUCUGGCUGUCUCUUUCAGCGACCCCGCCGCCAACUGCGGCGCCAAGGCCGGUCAAUGGUGCACCUGGGCCAGCACCCUCCAAGGAGAGCAGCUUGGUGGUAAGCAGGUCCCUGCCUCUGCUGGUGACAAGAUUACCAUGCACUACAAGUACAACGACAGCACCGGAAAGUACGACCAAACUGUCUCUCUCAACGGCAAGGUUGUCUCUACGCUCUCAACCAGCUCCGGCCAGGCUCAGGGAUGGGGUACUGCCGUCGAAUGUCAAGACGAUGCUUGUGUCGGCACUGUUGUUGCUCACAAGUACACCGACACGACGAUCAUUCUGAACGCAGCCGACACCACCUUCAAGGGCACCCUUGGCCUCAACGAGGCUGACUCUACUGGCCUCACAACCUCCGACAGCAAGACCUUCAAGGUCACCACCAUCAACAUCCAUUCGCACACCUUCAACAACUAG